This is a messenger RNA of Papilio machaon (common yellow swallowtail), 723 nucleotides long. RefSeq lists its product as uncharacterized. Gene Ontology annotation, cellular component: nucleus; transcription regulator complex. The record is from RefSeq and is a predicted model, not a curated record. Gene Ontology annotation, molecular function: DNA binding. The coding region runs from base 29 to 694 and encodes 221 amino acids. The transcript has 3 exons. NCBI's taxonomy places the organism in Eukaryota, Metazoa, Arthropoda, Insecta, Lepidoptera, Papilionidae. Gene Ontology annotation, biological process: regulation of transcription by RNA polymerase II.
GACCAAUAAUUAAUUGAAAUAUAUCGAAAUGAAUGAAAUCGAUUUGAUAAAAGAAAUCGAGAAGCAUCCUAUACUUUACGAUAAGUCAAUCAGCGGCUUCAACAAGACGAAACUGAGAGAGGACGCUUGGGGUGCCGUAAGAGAUUCACUCAAUGUAUCGGAGACGGAGUGCAAGAAGAGAUGGCGUUCGUUGCGGGACUCAUUUAUAAAGCUGCAGCGCACGCACGGCGGCCGCACGCGAUGGUCCUACCACCACGCCAUGCGCUUCCUGCUGCCGCACAUCGAGCCAAGGUCUGACGCCGACGUGCACAGGUCAUCGAAAAAAGAUGCUGAAGAAUCGGACCCAGAAGAAGAAAUAAAACCGCGUAACACUCUACCUGACAUCUCCUUCCCUGCAACAGAAGUAAUCACCAAAUACGACGACGAUGAUGAUUCCCAACCGUCACCUAAGAAACAACGUCUCCAAUCCACUGAUGAAGAGAGCAGUUGUCAUUGCAACAGAACUGACCCGGACGAGUUGUUCCUACUCAGUUGUUCGUCAGCAUUGAAAAGGUUGAAUUCUAAACAGAAUGCAGCUGUUAGGUUGAAAAUUCAACAGGUCCUUUAUGAAGCUGAAUUUGGUGUACAAAUGGAUAUGCCAUAUGUUACUCCGGCAAGUGACUGUGGAUAUGACGGUUUGGAUGGUCAUGAAUAAAAAAAUUUUUUUUUUUACCCGACUGAAAA